GAAGUCAAAAUGGCGCGUGGUUUGAAGUUUGUACAGAUGUAGUAGGAUCGGAUUUAUUUGCCGAUUAUAGCCGUUCAAAAGAUAAAAAUUUAGCUAUAGAAUAACAUGGUGCCAUCUGAUUUGUCCGAACCUCCGCGCUCGGAAGCUUCUAAAGUGAGGUGGUUCACAGAAGGGGAAACUCGGUGGAGGACUGGUGCUGCUAUUGCCUGGGUGAUGAUAAUUCUUCCAUGUACAUUGUUAAUAUCUUCAGCAGCAGCCUCUAUAGAUCUCUUUCAUCCUGUUAACUGGAUCUCAGAAUGCCUAUCCUUGGUUUUAAGCUUCUCAUUUUGGACAUCUGUUUGUUUUUAUUGUACUGUUAGUGUUGCAGUAUUGCUUUCCUAUGCUAAAUUCAACACAGUGAGAGAUGUAAUUCACCAAACACAAGUGGCAGCGAUCUUGUUUCCUCUUCACCCUGCCAGGAUGUUUCACAUGCUGUUGUUCACAACAUGUGGCAGUCUUUCUGCCUGGUGCUUUUUAGGAAUAAUUGGAGGAGAAGAAGACUAUUUAACCAGAUUGUGUGAAACAUCAGAGGAAUUCUGCUUGAAUGAGCACCUUGUUUUUGGAAUUCUUUUUGGAGCUUGGCUGGGGUUUUAUUCCAGUCUAAAGUACUUCUUGAAGAAGGAAUUUCAUUUUGUAUUUCCAAGAGUUCAGCAAAAAAGAUUUUUCCUGAUAAAGAUGUCGUUAGGAUCAUGUAUAAAGCAGAGUAUUGUCCAGUGUGUUAAGGCAUGUGGAUUGUACUAUAUUUUAUAUUACUUGUUCGGUAACAUUCCUAGAGAUGCUUUGGCCAACAUGCUUGAUGCUCCUCUGGACAAAAGUGUCACGUUGCUCAACACAGUAUAUGGUUUGAUGAAUGUUUCCCAGUUUUGGCAUCUUCUGACAACAGGCUCACUGAUAUUAUUUGUGUGGACAUUUGGCAAAAGACUUCUUGUUAUCUUUCACACACAGUUAUAUACAUUCCCAGUGGAGUCUUCAUUUAGUCAUCAACAGGAUCAAAGUCUUUGUGUUGUGAUCAAGAACAAAACAGUACCUCUGUUAAAGUAUCUUGCAAUGUUUGACCUGUGCCACUUAUCUCAGUUCAGCAGCACAAGAAGAAAGCAGAUUUUCUCUCUCAGUCAACCAAGUGGCCGACCAGACAACUGGACAAUUGUAUCAACAGAAUGUCUCUCCCUUAUUGAAUCUCUUACAACAAAGCUGUCGGCAGAAGUUUCUCUUCAGGUUCAUCUUCAGCAGCCUCCUCUGGACCCCAGAUUUCUGGGUCCUGCACUCACCAAUGGACAUGCAAAUGGACAUGCCAAUGGGCAUGUUAAUGGGCAUGCAGGACAAAGCCCUCCUGUGUUGUCCAGUCCAUAUCAAUCUCCCUCAAGUGUGUCAAGCGUAACAAGAAGACAACAGUCAUUAUCAUCUCCAGGAGCAGUUCAUCUUUGGUCUGAGAAAACUGAUAGCGCACUGAAAAUGCCGUCUCCAUUGAAGCCUAGACAAGACAACAGUUUAAUCAGCCGUGUUAGAAACAAAACGAUCGACAAGGUGGAUGAUUUGGCUUGGAGGCUAAACCAAGUUCCGCACAACAUUGCUCGUAGAUUAAAGCAAAGACCUAUCAUUGGGUUUCUGUUUGAUGAGAUCCCAGAAGCACGAACUCAAGCUAUUUUUACUGACUGUCAGCUUCACAUCUGGGCUGUAGAAGUUCUCUCAAGACUUGUUGCAUGGUCGUACACGGAAGACACAUUUGGUGUGGUGCAAAAGAGCCUCCCAAAAAUCUUUGUCUCACUCUUAAAUUUACUGCAGGCUUUGGACCAGCAUUCCAAGCUUUCCUUGGCAUUAACAUCAAAACCAGAAAUCCAAGCCAGGCCCCGUCAGCCCCAGGGCUAUCAGCUGAGAACAACACUCGUGUCCUCGAUUUACAGAAUAACCGACAUUUUCCACGAACAUUUACGGAAUAUUCCGAUGGCCGUGGAACAUGAAAAGAAGCUUGAAUCGUUUUUGAAAUUCAGAGAGUAGGCGACGAAAAAUCAAAGUUUACUUCUGGCAAAAAAAAACCUUUCAAAGAAAUGAUAAACUACCUGUAAAAAAAGUAGAGUAUAUGAUGAUGCCGUUGACCUCAUUCAGUUUGCGUUGAAAAUAUGUUCUUUUGUAGCUGACCUUGAUAAACAACAAUGUAUUGUUUUAGAACUAGGGCGUAGGGACGUUUGUCGGACCUUUUCGGGACCCUUUCGUUAGGGCGACAGUGUGACGCAAGCGUGCGAGUGUUGACGUGGUAUUUUGAUUGGUUAAUGUAAAAAGUCGGAAAAUCUUCGUGUGUUUCUCCAAAAAUUCGCGAAGAACAACCUUUGUUUACCCAGUCUGGAUAUUUCACCAAAAUCUGAAGUUCAAUUUCAGCGAACGGGUUUCACAAAGCAAUUUCAUAUGAAGAAAAAGGCAGAAAUAGAAUUACGUCUUACUUUAACUAAAAUUGUUUGGAUAGGAAGCGUUACUGUUUGUAUAGUUAAAGAAUCGUGAGUUCCUUAGCUUGGGGAGUUGAAAAAUGUAAGUUCAAUAAAUUAGAUUUACAUGAAAAA
Molecule: messenger RNA, 2591 nt
Organism: Orbicella faveolata
Lineage: Eukaryota; Metazoa; Cnidaria; Anthozoa; Scleractinia; Merulinidae
Product: nucleoporin NDC1-like
Biological process (GO): nuclear pore organization
Cellular component (GO): nuclear pore transmembrane ring
Molecular function (GO): protein-macromolecule adaptor activity
Source: RefSeq, a predicted model, not a curated record